CGAUUGCUGCGUCAUAGUCGGUCCGACUGCCAGACGCUGCGUGUGAGGCAGUAGUUCGUUCUCUCCUUUUUUUUUCAAAAAAAUUUCCAGACCAGCGUGUCCGGCACGGCCGAGCCUUUCACCUGGUGUCCCGUGGAGGAAACCCCUUUAAGGCCGGAUGGUCAAGACCUCCCUUCAGCGCAUUUUGAAUAGUCACUGUUUUGCUAGAGAGAAAGAAGGAAACAAAAUGCCAUCCAUGACGUUUAGUAGUAAUACUAGUACCGAAAGUCCCAGGCUGUCAUCCAGUUGCUGUCGUAACCCUGGUCCGGGGCCUCUGUGGUGUUCCGAUGUCCCUCACCCACCCUUGAAGAUCCCAGGUGGGCGAGGGAAUGGUCAAAGGGAUCACAAUCUUGCAGCUAACAUACUGUAUUCAGAUAAUCGGCUGAGUGUAACAGAAGAUUUGAGUGCAAAUGGCAGGACUAAAAUUCUCCACUUCCAGUCCAAGCUUACUGAUGCAAGAAUUGCUCACUGGAGAGCAGUACUGAAUAACAACAAUCUGUACAUUGAACUCCCAGGUGGAGUCCUGCCAGAAGGAAGCAAAGAAAGUUUUGCCAUCCUGCUUGAAUUUGCAGAAGAACAUCUUCAAGCUGAGCAUGUGUUCAUUUGCUUCCACAAGAACAGGGAUGAUCGAGCUUCACUGCUUCGCACAUUUAGCUUUCUUGGCUUUGAGAUUGUGAGACCUGGACAUCCCCUCGUCCCGAAAAGACCAGACGCUUUCUUCAUGGUGUAUACAUUUGAAAGAGACUCAUCUGAUGAAGAAUAAACUUGUGCUUUUAUCUUGCUCUCCUGUUUUGGGUUUUUUGUUUUUUGUCUCAUCUGUGAAGGUAUAUUGGUGAAAUUCUGUCUUAUCUAGCAUUGCAGCCUCAGGAGAAUCUUCAGGUUCAGUGGUGGUUGGUUGGAUAAUUUCACUUGUACUGUAUCUCAGUUUGCAUGUUAUGAUUAUAACGAAUAAAUUGCUCACCAUGAAAUUAACUGCA
Messenger RNA from Chiloscyllium plagiosum (whitespotted bambooshark), 1016 nucleotides. RefSeq names its product ornithine decarboxylase antizyme 1a (gene oaz1a). Gene Ontology annotation, molecular function: ornithine decarboxylase inhibitor activity. The record is from RefSeq and is a predicted model, not a curated record. Gene Ontology annotation, cellular component: nucleus; cytoplasm. Gene Ontology annotation, biological process: positive regulation of protein catabolic process. NCBI's taxonomy places the organism in Eukaryota, Metazoa, Chordata, Chondrichthyes, Orectolobiformes, Hemiscylliidae.